This is a messenger RNA of Acanthoscelides obtectus, 9029 nucleotides long. The record is from the annotation of a GenBank genome assembly. NCBI's taxonomy places the organism in Eukaryota, Metazoa, Arthropoda, Insecta, Coleoptera, Chrysomelidae.
GUUUUCUUUGACAUGCGGAAACAUUUAGAGAAUUGAAAGUUAUCAUAGCGACAAAGCCAUGGUUCUAUCAUUAAAAAAAAAUCUGAAAAAAACAUUUCUCCCAUGAAUAUUAUGAAAGGUUUCUUAUUUAAACUUUCCAUAUACAGUUGUAGACGAAAAAGCACCGAUUAUUAAGUGAUAAUAAAAAUAAUCAGAGAUUAUAUACGCGCUUUUCUAAAAUAAACAACUUGCAACAAAACCGCGGUUAAAACCAACGCGUUCAAGCGAUUCGCGUAACUGACGUCAUCAACCCGUGUGUCAUCUUGAACCAUAUUAUAACCGCGGCACAUAACACAGAAAUUUUGGUUAUUCGCUUGGAUUUGAUUUUUGUUUUGUGACUGCUGGUUAUUUGGCUAAUGUGUUUGUGUAUUCUAACCUAACGAAAUUAUUUAUAUUGAUUUUAACCAACGGAUGUGCCAUCGUGGUGUGCUGUGUUAAAGAGCUUGUGGCUGAGGGGUUGAAGUUUUUCACCAUUAUGAGUGCUCAAAAGGAAAAAAUGGCUUCAGAAAAUUACAUGUAUGGCAAAGUUGUCCAUGGGCAUAUUAAAAGUGAGAAAGGGGAAGUUCCUGAAAACAUAAAGGUGGAAAAUUACUUUGACAGAGAGGAAUCUGGCGUCACCCAAAUCUCCCAUGUAUUUGUGGACAAUGAGUAUGGUCAACGUAUUGACCCGGGUUUUGAUAUGGAUGUUGCAAACACCGUUUCGGAUAGAAUCAGUAAUUCAUGUGAAAUAAAUUCUGAUCAUACUUUCAUGAGAUUUGAAGGGACUUGUGAGAGAGUUCUUGGAAUGCCAGAUGAAGGAAUACAGUUGGAAAAGGAUGUAGAUAAUAACAAACACCCAGUAACAGAAAGUUCUGACCAACUGGCAAUAAAAAGUGAAGAUUAUGAACAAAAUGAAAACACAGGAAUCAUUUUAAACAGUUUAUGUUAUUUUAUAACAGCAACUCAGCAUGGUUUCACAAAACCCUGGAUAAAGCGUGAAGCUGUUGAAUUGAAGUUAGAAUAUGGCGUGGCCUGUGAAAUUACAGAAAUCACUGAGGAAUGCUUGAUUAAAAAUGAGGAUGAUAUCUUGAAACACACAAAAAGAAGUUUAGAAGAUGGUUUCAUCGGGAACUGUCCUGGCUUUACUGAUGAGGUUUCUAGUAAUGUAUUUGCAUGUGCACAUUGUACAUAUGAAGCGUCGAUUAAAGAAAACUUGGUUCAGCAUAUGCUGAAACAUUCUGGGUCAGAAGAAACGUGUAUUCACUGUAAGGUGACAUUCAAAAAUAAGAUACAUUUAGAUGAUCAUGUAAUUAAGAAACAUCCUGGGUAUAUUUUAUCAGUUUCAAGUAAAGUCCAUGAAUGUGUAUAUUGCAUGUAUAAAACUACCUUGAAAGAUAACUUCGCAAAGCAUAUGUUGAACCAUCCUGAUUUUGUUGAUCAGGUUUCUAGUAAAAGUAAAUAUUGUAUGUUUAAAACCAUCUCAAAAUGGAAUAUUAAUAGACAUAUGGGAAAACAUUCAAGGAUAAAAGGUAGAGGCGUGCUUAAAAAAUGUGUUCACUGUGAUGAGUCGUUCAGACGUAAGACAACCUUAACUAAUCAUAUAAUUAAGAAACAUCCUGAGUAUAUUGCGUCAAUUCCAGGUAAAAUACAUGAAUGUAAGUACUGUGAGUUUAAAUCUGCCGUAAAAGGUCAUUUAGAUAGUCAUAUGAUUGCGCAGCAUCCAGAGGCUGAAGUUGGCUUUGAACGUAAACCGCGUCUUAAUCCGUGUGUUCACUGUGACGCAAUGUUCAUAUGUAAGAAAAGUAUAGAUGACCAUAUAAUUAAGAAACAUCCCGAGUAUACAGCAUCAGUUUCAAGGAAAAUUUAUGAAUGUGAAUAUUGCGCAUAUAAAACCACCUUUAGUGUUUCUUUUGCUAGACAUAUGGGGACGCACCCAGGGGCAAAGGGUGGCCUUGAGCAUAAAUCAUGUAUUCACUGCAACACAACAUUCUCAACUAAGGCAAGUUUAGAUGAUCAUAUAAUUAAGAAACAUCCCGAGUAUAUUGCAUCGGUUUCAAAUAAAAUACAUAAAUGUAAACAAUGUGCAUUUAAAACUACCAGAAAAACUCAUUUUGCUAAACAUAUCAAGUGUCAUGGUGGCCGCAAGCUUAAAAUCUGCGCUCAUUGCAAUGCGAAAUUUAAAUGUGACAUAUAUUUAGAUGACCAUAUAAUGAAGAAGCAUCCUGAGCAUAGUACAACGGUUUCAAGUAAAAUAUAUGAAUGUAAAUAUUGCGAAUUUAAAACGGCUUUGAAAAAUGGUUUAGCUGCACAUAUGGGAAAGCAUCCAGAGGCAGAAGAUGGUUGUCAGCUCAAAACGUGCACUGGCUGUGACGCAAUGUUCAAAAAUAAGAUAUCUUUAGACGAUCAUGUAAUUGAAAAACAUCCCGAGUAUAUUGCAUGGGUCUCAAGCAAAAUACAUGAAUGCAAAUAUUGUGUAUUUAAAACUGCCAUAAAAGGUAAUUUAGUUAGUCAUGUGAUGGGGCUACACCCAGGAGUAGAUGUCUGUGAGAGUAAACCGUGUAUUCACUGUAACGCAACAUUUAGAUGCCAGAGAAGUUUAGAUGAUCAUACAAUUAAGAGGCAUCCUGAGUAUAUUGCAUCGGUUUUAAGCAAAAUACAUGAAUGUAAAUUUUGCACGUUUAAAACGACCUUAAAGGGUAGUUUAGCUAGUCAUAUGGGCAAACAUCCCGAGGCAGUUGACUGUGAACCGAAAAAGUGUGUUCACUGUAACGCUACAUACACAACUAAGGUAAAUUUAGAUGAUCAUAUGAUUAAGAAACAUCCCGAGUAUAUUGCAACAAUUUCAACUAAAAUACAUAAAUGUAAACACUGUCUAUUUAAAACUACCAAAAAAAGUCACUUAGCUAGACAUAUGAAAAAUCAUGGGGCAGAAAGUGAAAGCGAGCCUAAAACGUGCGUUCAUUGUAAUGUGAAAUUUAAACGUACGGAAUAUUUAGAUGAUCAUAUUAUCAAAAAGCAUCCUGAGCAUACUGCAUUGGUUGCAAGUGAAAUACAUGAAUGUAAAUAUUGUGAAUUUAAAACUGCCUUAAAGAGUCAUUUCAUUAGCCAUAUGCGGAAGCAUUCAGGAGUAGAAGCUGAAUGUAAGAAAAGCUUGGAUGACCAUACAAUUAACAAACAUACUGAGGUUUCUAUACUAUAACUAUCUAAAACUGUAAUGACUCAUCGAUGUUCACGUGAACAUCACUUAACUACCAGUAGUCGGCUGUUCAUAGGCGGGGUAUCAAUGUUUAACAUGGGUGAACUAGAUUUGUCACAUGCUUAAUAAAGAGUGGUUUGAAACAUAUUGUAAGUCAAAAAUUUGGGAAUUACCUUUAUUCAUCGUCGCUUCCACUUACAUCUGACAGUAAUAAACUAUCGCUUUCCUCGUUGAAAUUGACUAUAACUGGCUCUAUGAUGGUGUCGAUGUGGUGGUCAAGCUGCCACAUUUUUGUUUCUUCCUUCACAACAUGACGGAUAGCAUUCUGCCAAGCUUCGGGCGUUACUAGCUGUAUGGAAGUCUCAAGUAAAACCUUAACGUCUGGUAAUUUGAAGGUUGUGGGAUUCCUUUUUCGCGCAACCAUUGCUGCAUGUCACUUUUUCGAGAUCCCAUAGUCGGUACACGUUCGGCUCGACGACUAUGGUAGGAAGCAUUAUCCAUGACGAUCACAGAGUUCGGCUCAACUCGCUGAAGCACCCCUUGAAACCAGCUCUCGAAGCAGCUGGCAUUCAUUUCGUCAUGGUAAUCACCUCCUUUCUUAGAGACGAAAAUCAAGUCACACUCUUCUAAAAAGCCACUAUCGCUACCAAUAUGAGUUACGAUCAAUCUUUGACCUUUCCUUGACGGUCCACGAAGACCUGUUGACAAACCUUCAAUGCUUGCUUGUCGGUUACUCACUACGUUUUUGUCUAUCCAGGUUUUUUCAACUGUGUGACCUGCAUUUACCCAUGUCUCGUGCAAAUAAUAGAUUUUUCUGCUUUGUCGCCUAUAUUCAAUCAUUUCGCGUAGGUAUUUUCGACGCCAGGCGACUAUUUCAGGUCUCUCUAUCAAUACUGACUUCCGAUUACGCGUUUCGUAACGAAAAUUAAUUUCGUGCAGGGAUUUCCUCAUUACCUCGACGCUCAUUUGGGCUAUAAUUUCAUUUUCCUUGAUCGCUGCAUGUACAGCCUUGAGGGUUGGUCUCUCAUUCCUAAAGAAGAAUGAAUGUACGGUUCGCCUUAACGCCAUUUUGCUAUCGUCAUCCAUUUUAAUGGCCGUUCGUCCCUUCAAAUUAAACUUUGGAUCAGUAGUAGCUCCAGUUUUCUUCUUUUCAUGCAUUUCACAACGCGCGAGUGCAUCUCCCUGCGACAUAGUUCUGUUCAGAUAAUUGAACACGUUGAGCACGAUUUCCUUCGCGUCCCUCUUCAGUGCUUUACGAAGCCGUCUACUUGUUCCCUGGCUUUCAGUACUUCCACUCGUGCCAUUUGUACUCUCCAUGGUUAAGUAAAUAUAACCAAAACCGUAACCACAGAAACCACAACAAUAACAAUCACACAACAAUUCUUAUAAAAACACACAAUAUGCGAUCGCUCAACGAAACACGUUCCAAUGCGUUGCCGACGCCUAUGAGUCUGCCGGUCGAGGCGCGUCUGUGAUUUCAUUGGUUCUACCGGCGGAGAACAAUCAGCCAUUAUUUCCAUCUCUGUCUGUGCUGUUGACCACCGCAAAGCCUCAGAAACGACAUAUGUCGUACGCUAUACGGCUGUACUGGAAGGAAGCCGGGAUCGAGCUCUGAUCACGUGUUGAUCACGCGUAUGAGUCAUUACAGUUUUAAAUAGUUGCAGUAUAGUGAAAUGCAUGCAUGUGCACAUUGUACAUAUAGAACUACUAUAAAAGGAAGAUUAGACCGACAUAUACUGAAAUAUGGUGGGGAAAAAGGGGCAGACUGUAAUCUUAAAAAAUGUGUUUACUGUGACGGUGCGUUCACACGUAAGGAAGCCUUAAACAAUCAUAUAAUUAACAAACAUGCCGAGUAUAUUGCAUCGAUUUCAAGUAAAAUAUACGAAUGUAAACAUUGUGUAUUUAAAAAUGUGAUUAAAAGUCGUUUAGUUAGUCAUAUGGUGAAGAUGCAUCCAGUAGCAGAAGUUGGCUGUGAACGUGAAACGUCUGCUCCACUGAAAUGCGACAAGUAAGGUAAAUAUAAAUAAUCAUAUACAGCAGACGCUCGAUAAUGUAAACUAAUUUAAUCCAAGUGUGGUUCACAUUAUCGAAAUGUUUACAUUAGCGAACGUGAUUUAUAUAAUAUUUGAUUUAUUAAAAGAAACGUUUAAUACAUACUAUUUGUAACAAAAUAAACAAAUAUUCUAACAGCGAUAAGUAUUUUUUUAAUUAGAAGAAAAAUAAUUAACAAUUUUUGUCUGCGUAAAUUUGCGCUUAGCAUUGUCUUCCAAUGCCUGCGCCCGUAAUUUACGAAGAACUAAAAUAUCCUUGUAUGAAACUUCUUUUCUUUCAGCACAAUCUAAAGCUUGGUUAAAAACUUGUAUAGCUUGCGCGUCAGUCACUACACUUCCGACUUCAAUGGGAUCGUUCUCAUCAUCCUCACUGUCCAUAUCCUCCUUAAGAGCAUCAUUCGUCUGCUUAUCUUCGUUCCAUAAAUUAAUAUCAGCAGGAGUACAAACAAUGUUGGGAUUCACUGUUUUCAAUAAAUCAACAAUAUCCAACGACACACUAAUCACAUUAUCAUUAUUGGAUCGCAAACGUUCUCUAAUUACGCUUAAGGGGACAUCGUCUUCUUCAUCAUCUUCAUUAUUGGCACAAAAGAGAUUGUUCCAACAUUUUUGAAUAGUUUGCUGGUUAAGUUCAUUCCAGGCCAUAUGUAAAUCUAAAACAGCUUCUCGUAAUGUUACUUUUUUUAAAGCCUCAGAUAAGUUUUCAGGAUUCUUUGAUAAGACAGACGAAAGUAGAAACUUCCUAUAGUAUAGUUUGAUGAGUUUUAUUAUAUUCUGGUCCAUCGGUUGAAUUAACGGUGUUACAUGACGAAAAUUGACCCAUCCCUGCACCUCAGUUGUUGCUCGGGAGGAUGACUUGGUGCAUUAUCCAAUAGUAACAACACUUUUAUUGGAAGCUUCUGUUGUUUUAGGAAACCUUUUACAUACAAAUUGAACCAACAUCUUCAAAUUAUGAAUAGAGCAUUUGUGAUAAUUGAUUGUCAUACCUGAGGGACAAAGCACCUGUGGAACCAUUUCAGGAAUAUACUGCUAGUCAUCCAAGCGGUUUUUGAACAGUCAUAAUCAACAGGGAUAUUAAAUGAGCGCGGAUUUUUUGCUUUCCCAAUUACCAGUGGCUUUAUUUUGUGUGAACCAUUAGCAUUAGUGCAGGCUAGAAACGUUAUUCGUUGUUUCUCCGGCUUUCUUCCCGGGGCAGAUUUUUCAAAUGAUGCAGCAUAGGUUUUCUCUGGUAACAUUUUCCAAUAAAGGCCACUUUCAUCUGCGUUGUAAAUUUGUUCCAUUCUUAAAUCUAGUUCGGUAAUUGUUUUCAUCAAUUUUUCUUUGAAUGGUUGCACUAAUUGUGGUUGUGCUGAUAAUUUUUCACCAGAUAUAGACAGCAGUCGAAUUCCAUAUCUUGUUUUGAAACGUUGUAGCCAGCAAUCACUAGCUACGAAAUUUUCAGUUUCUUUCAGUUUUUCAUUUAACAGUCUCGCUCUCUGUUUAAGUACUUCGCCACUAACUUGGACAUGAUUUUCCCGUUGUUUUAAAAACCACUUAUACAGGGAAUUUUCCAUUUUAGGUGCCUUCGCAUUUUUUAAAGUUUUUCUUUUUCCCGGACCUCCAAAUGUAUUGUACGUUCUUUGUAAAAUUUUAGUUUUCAUACGCUUAAUUUUACAGAUUGUUGCUUUCGAUACUCCAUAUUUUUUUGCUAACUGUGUCACUCCCGCAUCUAGUGCAACUUCGUCUAUGAUUUUCACUUUCUCACUCAACUUGAAACACUUUCUUUUAUAGGAUGUGGAUGCGAUAGUCGUAAAAUAUAUUAACGCGUGCAAUGUAUUCACUUAAGUUCAAAAAUGAAAUACAUACGUACGUAUAAACGUAUCCUAAACGAUCAUACGACUGACCGAGUUUGGCGUAUUUUAUCGCAGAGGUGAAACCCCUACACUCUACAUCAUAAAUCGGGGACUCCCCGACGCCCGACAUAAAUCAUCGAGGCUUCAGCAUUUUACCGUCGCGCUGUUUCCGUGCGCCGAGAGUUGUUUACGUUAUCGCGCGUUCCGUUUGAUCCAAUAGAACGAAGUUUGUGUUUACAUUAGCGCAAGUUUUCAUUAUCCCGUGUUUACGUUAUCGAGCGUUUGCUGUAAUCAGAAAAUAUCCCGAGUAAUGUAUUUUUCACGUUACGUGCGAAGGUAGCUCCAAAAACUGGCUCCACAAUUCUACCCGUCGCUAGAUUGCAGCGGACCGAAUAAAUGCUGUCCGCCUGCGAACCGUACGGCUACCGUAUCGCCCUCUAGCUCAGUGGUCUACGUGACCAAAUGUACGCUUUCACACUACACGGUUUCAGUCGUGCCACGAUUAAAAAUCGGGCGAUUUUUUCCCGUACGAGCGAAAUCGUGCAAUGUGAAAGGAGCGGUAUUGCAUUAACUGGUUCUGCAGAGUUUGUAGGUUCGUAUCUAAAGCUAGUCGUACACCUCAACUCAUAACAAACAGGCCUGUCGUGUAUUUUUUUUUUCGUGAAAACCUGCAUAAGUGCGUCGAUGUGCUUUUUAGGGUUUAAAGUACACAACAAGAGCUAUUAUAAUCAGUUAUCAAAAUGUUGUUGCAAACGGUCUUACACCCCAGCUCCAAAGAAAGAAGUUUGUCGGGUAUGGUGCGCGAUAUUCCCUGCAAUUUAGACCGUUUGUAACAAGAUUUUGAAAAAUGAUUAUAAUAGCUCUUGUUGGGUACUUUGAACCCUGAAAAGUACAUGGACGCACUUCUGCAGGUUUUCACGCCUUCGCCGAUUCCCGUUCUUCGUGAAAAUUUGAGUAUCGGUUCCCGGUAAUGCACUUUGCUACACCGUGGACUCGCGAAAAAAUCCUUAUUGUUCACCUCGGUAGACGUCAAAACCUGAUGGUUUACUAUUAUUAUAGAUAGGGUUUAUAAUAUUUUCAAAUAAAUGAAUGUAAAUAUAGUGUUUCAAAUUUCAAAAAAAGUCGUUUAACUAAACAUAUGAAAGGUACAGUGGAAAAAGAUGAAUGUCACAAAAAGAAACUUUUGAGGAAAGUGAAUUUAAAAGUUUGAAGACACCUAGACUCACAGAGUACCAUAGAUUCCUUAUUAUAAGAAAUUGAAAAAAGUUAAAUUAUAAAUAAAAAACAUUUUCUCAUAUACAGGGUAGCCCAAAGUGAAACCAGACCAAAAACUUUUUUUUGUAUUUCGAGAUUCUCAUGAUUUUAGACAUUUUUUUACGUGUUGGCGUCCAUGCCUGCAUUCAACUUUUUUUUUCGAGAUAUUGAGGCCAGAAAUUAGCUUUUCGUCGUAUGCGACACCCUGUAAAAUCUAAGGGUUGAUUAACAAGAAAAAUGCCUAAAAAGAGUUAGUGUUUGGCUCUGCUACUGUUUCAUAGAUGGCGCGAUGAUGUUUCAGAUCCCUUAUUUGUUCCUCUCUAAUGCCAACAUAGGCAUUAGAGAGGCACCAAAAAGGGAUGGAAUCGGUGAUAAUUAUAAAUUUAUACGAUAUCUUGAUGAGCGCGUUUAGCCAACGUACAGCGGUGCCGCGCUUUUAUGCUGAAUAUAGCCGUGGAAUAGCUUUGCUAGUUCGCAAUAUUUAAUCAUCUAUCUGACAGCCAAGUGAAAACUGCUGUCUGUCAAAACUAUAUAAUGGCUACCGAUAUUUAUCAUAAAAGCGGUUCGCUGCUGGAUUAGUUUGUAUUGGUUGAACGCCCCUAUUGAUUAGUUAUCUAUAGCUUGUCGGUAUGCCUUAUAUGUAGAUACUAUUUUUAUAUAACCUUUAAAUAACAAUAAAAC